This is a messenger RNA of Penicillium pulvis, 1536 nucleotides long. Its product is annotated as DUF1479 domain-containing protein. The transcript has 3 exons. Bases 1 to 1536 code for a protein of 511 amino acids. NCBI's taxonomy places the organism in Eukaryota, Fungi, Ascomycota, Eurotiomycetes, Eurotiales, Aspergillaceae. The record is from RefSeq and is a predicted model, not a curated record.
AUGUACAUUCCGAAAGCCAGGGGUGGUCUUUCCACCCAGCUGGCACGUCCAUUUUGCAAAAGAAGCCUUCCAGCAAGUUCAAAAUGCCUUUCCACAAACACCCAGACACCCCGAAAAGAGGGCGACAUCUCUUCCGUCUUUGUCUCGCUAUCCGGCGACGGAAAGGCCGCACCACUCGAUGAACGGUUCGCAGAUCAGAAAAAGAAGUUGAUCGCAGGUCGCGGAGAUCAGCUUAAAAGGAGCUGGGACCGUCUCCUCUGUAAGCUCAGAGACGAGGUUGAGACCAUCGAACAGCGUGGGUCAGAUAUUAUCCCCAGUAUCAACUUCAACGAUAUCCAUGCCGCCCCGAGAUCUUUCCAUGAUGAGCUUCGGAAGCGAGGAGUUGCCAUCAUCCGUGGUGUGGUCCCAGAGGCAGAAGCUAGGGAAUACAAAGACGAAAUUGAAGCCUACGCACGGGCUAACCCGGGCACAAAAGCCUUCCCACCAAAUGAUCCCCAGGUGUAUGAGCUGUACUGGUCUCGCCCUCAAGUUCGAGCCCGCUCCCACGCCAACAUGCUCGAGACACAGCGAUUUCUCAUGAGCUUCUGGCAUUCAUCCGAAUCAGACGCCAUGAUCUCCCCCGUGCAUCCAGUCACCUAUGCAGAUCGUCUGCGAAUUCGUCAACCCGGGGAUGCUGGAUUCGCACUAGGUCCUCACACCGAUGCUGGAAGCGUUGAGCGCUGGGAAGACAAUGGCUACGGCUUGGGUCAAGUCUAUCAACGAAUCUUCGAGGGGCAUUGGGAAGAGUACAAUCCUUGGGAAGCUAGCUGCCGUCUUCCUGUGAUGUCAAACCUCUACGAUGGUGCUGGAGCCUGUUCCAUGUUCCGCAUGUUCCAAGGAUGGUUAAGUAUGUCUCAUACUGGGCCGAACGAAGGAACUCUUCUUGUUAACCCUCUUCUCUCAAUGGCGACUGCUUAUAUACUCCUCCGCCCUUUCUUCGUGCCUAUCAAUCAGCCCCCAGCCGAUGGGAGCUCUCGCAUUGCGAUUGAUACCUUCUUGGAGCCGUCCAACUGGCAACUUGAAGAAAAACCCUCUAGCAAGUUGGAGGGUGCUACACCGGGGUAUUCGCAAGAGCUGAACUCGGUCCUUCACCCCCACCUUGAGCUUCAGAAGACGAUGGUUCACGUUCCCCAGAUCGGACCGGGUGACUAUGUUGCCUGGCACUGUGACACCAUCCACGCUGUUGACAAGGUCCACAAGGGGAAUGGAGACUCGAGCGUGUUGUACAUUCCUGCCUGUCCAGUCACGGAAGCAAAUAUUGAAUACGUCAAACGCCAGAAGAAUGACUUCCUGAAGGGCAUUCCCCCGCCUGACUUUCCCGGUGGUACGGGUGAGAGUGAACAUAUCGGCCGUGCCACUGUUAAGGAUCUUCAAAACUACUCGAAUGAGCAGGCUCUGCGUGCCUUUGGAUUUGGCAAAUGGAAUGCCGAAGAGGAAAAUCUCAACCACGGACAGCGACGUGUCUUGAAAAAGGCCAACGAAAUCCUUGGCCUGUAG